Messenger RNA from Bombus pyrosoma, 871 nucleotides. RefSeq lists its product as uncharacterized. The transcript has 2 exons. The record is from RefSeq and is a predicted model, not a curated record. Bases 6 to 644 code for a protein of 212 amino acids. NCBI's taxonomy places the organism in Eukaryota, Metazoa, Arthropoda, Insecta, Hymenoptera, Apidae.
UAAAAAUGAAUAAUCCUAAGGAAAGAAAAGCUACAGCAGCAAAAACUGUAAAGCAAAAGAAUAAUGAAAGUAAAGCAACAAGUAGCAAGGUGACAACAGUAAACCAACAAAAAGCGAAAUCAAAUAAACAGUGGACUAAUGAUGAUAAAAAAAUAUUGUUAGAAGGUUUAAAAAAAUAUGGGCCCGAAAAUGUUGAAGCUAUAUCAAAAAUGUUGCCAAACAUGUCUUUUGAAGAUAUUAGAUGGAAAAUUGCUGAAUAUUCUGAAAUGGCAGAAUAUUUAUAUGAACAUGAACUAAUAAACAACUGGAUGAAUUGUGGAAUGUUUGAACCUGGGGAUAGUCUCAUCUCAGAAGCAUUAUUAUUUAUACAUUUAUUUGAAAAGCAUCCAUCUCCUUCAGAAGCAGAAGGUUUUGAUUUCAGAGCAAUAUAUAAUUUUCUUUAUCGCUCAAGCCUGGGACCAGUAUCAUACUUUGAUCUAUCACCAAAAGAUAGAGAUUUACUGUGUAUUUUGCUAUCAAGACUAGAACGCAAGAUAUGGCCAAAAUGUGAGAAAGAUAUCUGGGAAUAUGUUGGUAAUACUUACAAUAAAAGACAUAUUAAAAAAGUAUAUCCAGGAAAAAGGGUCCCAGGUCAACUUUUAUAAUAUCAUAGUUAUAGUUUUUUUAUACAUUCAUGUGUAAUGAUAAUAUUUAAUAAAUAUUAAUAAUGUGGAGGUGCUUAAAGUUUGGAUACAUCUUCUGCUGUGAUAGAAAAAAAUUUUCUUUAUUUAUAUAUAACAUAAACAAGUACAAAUUUUUAUCCAAUAGAGUAAAUUGAUUUAUUUUAUGUGACAGAAAUCUAUUGUCUUAAAAAUGUAUUAAAGAUUACCUC